AUGAAUCUUUUGAUAGGGACUAACUCUUUAUCCUGCUUAGAAUGGAUUUCAUCCCUUGAUGGAAAAUAUCGGAAACAUUGUUACUGGUUCGACCGUUCCUCCUCUUCAAAGACAGCGUUUGAAGCAGACGAGUUCUGUGCUCUGAGUGGCGGCCGUUUGGCGCCCUACAUCGACAGCUACCAGUAUAAUUUCCUCCUUGACCUUCGACUAUCGUCAGCAGGUGACACAUUUAUAGGAACGAUGGACAUUGUUGAAGAGAACACCUGGGUAAACUUUGAUGGCAGUAGUAUCCCCGGAAAUGAAUUUUUAUACACUAUGACAAAUUAUCCUUAUGAUCAACCCAAUGGUGGCAGCGAUCAGAACUGUGCCGUAAUUAAUUCAAAAGGUCUUUCUGGAGUAUAUCACGAAAAUCAAACACAAGACAAAUCGUGUCUCAAUGACUACAAAACGACAGAUAUGUUGUGUUACAUGGAAGAUUGGAGCAAUCUCUGUUUAUCCUGGAACUCUACAGCCGACCAGAAAUACAGACGACACUGCUACUGGCUGACGUCCAAAACACCCAAUCAGACCACGUGGACCGUAAAGGACGCCAUGGACAAAUGUCGGUGUGAGGGUGGGCAGCUAGCCCCCAUCAUAGAUGAUGAUCAGUACUCUUUUAUUAUGAGUCGUCUCAGCUCUGUUGCCAACUCAUCAGGUUUAAACACGGGGCUGUGGCUUGGUCUCCAUAACAUCAAAGGUACCCCUAUGAACUGGAAUGGGGAUCCUAUGGCGACUACUACAACCAUUGCCGCUCCCUCAGGAGAGGUGUGUUUUCUGAUAUCUACAGGUGGAACCCAGACCUGGAGACAGUGUAGUUACACAAACCCGUCUUCUGUCCUUGGUGCUCUGUGUUACAAAGAGGGUGAUGCUAUCACAUCUACAAAGUCUUUUAAUGGCAGUUCCACCACUACGUCAGUAGAGGAGAUAAAAAAAGAACUCCAUGUUAACCCAAAGGACACGAAUGCGUUUAAGCUGACAAAGAUAAGUGUGUAUGAGGAUCGUCCUGUAGCUGUGAGUAUGGGGGUCGUUGGAAUCGCUGUACUUACGUCAUUCUUUGUCUUCGUCAUCCUAUUAGACUGUCAACGAAUGGAGAAUCUCUGCUCCAAACAAAAGAUAGCAGCAAAUGAAACUUAA
Messenger RNA from Saccostrea echinata, 1173 nucleotides. RefSeq lists its product as uncharacterized. Gene Ontology annotation, molecular function: carbohydrate binding. Gene Ontology annotation, cellular component: external side of plasma membrane. NCBI's taxonomy places the organism in Eukaryota, Metazoa, Mollusca, Bivalvia, Ostreida, Ostreidae. The transcript has 6 exons. Gene Ontology annotation, biological process: biological process involved in interspecies interaction between organisms. Bases 1 to 1173 code for a protein of 390 amino acids. The record is from RefSeq and is a predicted model, not a curated record.